This is a messenger RNA of Belonocnema kinseyi, 4729 nucleotides long. RefSeq names its product DNA-directed RNA polymerase III subunit RPC1 (gene Polr3A). The record is from RefSeq and is a predicted model, not a curated record. The transcript is spliced from 20 exons. Gene Ontology annotation, biological process: DNA-templated transcription. Bases 501 to 4655 code for a protein of 1384 amino acids. Gene Ontology annotation, molecular function: DNA-directed RNA polymerase activity; DNA binding. Lineage: Eukaryota; Metazoa; Arthropoda; Insecta; Hymenoptera; Cynipidae.
CAAAUACACAGCAUACGCAAUCUCCCACCUCAUCUCUGGUUACACGUAAAAGGAGUUCAAAGAUUAUAUUUUCAAAUCGGCUAUUGUUACGUCCAUUUUUAUUAUAUUGACACUCAUGAGUCUUGUUAAAAUUUAAACAUAACAUUUUGGAGAAAGGCGAUUCGUGUCAGUGGCUCUCUCCUAGCCACAGUUCGCUGUUUCUCCACUAAGUCAAGUUGGGAACCAGCUUCCAGUAUCUUGUUUAGAUCAUGGUGUCAUCUGUAUAGCCUGGUGAAAACGUGGUCGUGGCUUGUUGUCGUAUACCCAUUGUAUCCACGAAAAAACGUGGAAAAUGACAUAAACAAAUUUGUUUGGCUAACAAAAGAUAAGAAUUAUAAUUAUGAUGUUUUAAUAACACGCGAAAAAUGUUUGUUGCAUAGCGUUUAGAAAAUUGAAGUGAAGAAGUAUUUUAAGUGUUUUAUGGAAUCGUUGAAGAGGAAUAUAACCUCAAAGUUGCAAAAAUGGUCAAGGAAUUAUACAGAGAAACUGACAUCGCCCGAAAGAUAUCGGAGGUAUCUUUCGGUAUCGAUAGCCGACACAAUAUGGGAAAACAGGCUCAUAUUCAUGUCGUUAAUAAGAAUUUGUAUGGACAAGAUGGAAAUAGAACUCCUGUUCCUUAUGGUGUCCUGGAUAAAAGAAUGGGUACAUCUUCAAAUUCGAGUAGCUGUCAAACGUGCGGAAAAUCACUGAACGAAUGCAUAGGACAUUUUGGAUAUAUAGACCUAGAAUUGCCAGUAUUCCAUAUUGGUUACUUCAGAUCAAUCAUCGGCAUUCUACAGUCCAUUUGCAAAAAAUGCGCCUCUGUCAUGUUAACAAAAGACCUCAAAAGGUCCUACUUGCCCCGUGUAUUGAAUCCCAAUUUAGAUUACUUAAGUCGAAAAGCUUUACGAAAACAAAUUCUCGAAAAGGCGAAGAAAACUUCGAUUUGUCCCCACUGUGGAGAACAAAACGGGACUGUCAAAAAGGCCGGCUUGCUUAAAAUUGUACACGAAAAAUUCAAGGGCAAAAAAAGCACUGAUGUAGUUUUGCAAGAAAAAUUGGCCGAGUACAGAAACGUUACGGAAGAAAAUAAAGAAUUGGAAAGUAUCUUGCUGAGUGGACUCGUCAACGUUUUGAAUCCGUUAGAGGUUCAAAAUUUAUUUGAGAGAAUUCCGGAAGACGAUGUGCCUCUUCUGUUGAUGAAUCCAAAUUGCGCACAGCCGAAGGAUCUAAUACUAACAAGAAUUCCAGUUCCUCCGAUUUGUAUUCGACCUGGCGUGGAAUCCGAUUUAAAAGCUGGAACAAACGAGGAUAAUCUCACAAUGAAAUUGAGCGAGAUUGUUUUUAUUAACGACAUCAUUCAGAAACAUCGAUGCACCGGAUCGAGAGUUCAGUUGUAUAAUGAGGCUUGGGAAUUUUUACAGCUGCAUUGUGCUCUUUAUAUUAAUAGCGAAGUGUCUGGGAUUCCACUUAAUAUGCAGCCGAAGAAAUCUGGUAGAGGUCUAGUCCAACGUUUAAAAGGAAAGCAGGGACGUUUCCGAGGAAACUUGUCUGGAAAACGAGUCGAUUUUUCGAGUAGAACAGUAAUUUCUCCGGAUCCAAAUCUGCGAAUCGAUCAAGUGGGAGUGCCGAUUCAUGUGGCGAAAAUCCUCACUUAUCCGGAACGUGUUAACCACUCGAAUAUAGAAUUGAUGCGUAAGUUGGUCCAAAAUGGCCCUGAUGUUCAUCCUGGUGCGAAUUUUAUCUUCCAAGGCAAAAAUAAAAUUAGGAAGUUCCUGCGAUAUGGUAAUAGGCAAAAGAUCGCUCAAGAUUUACAGUAUGGGGAUAUAAUCGAGAGGCAUUUGCGAGAUGAUGAUGUGGUUCUUUUCAAUCGUCAACCCUCUUUGCACAAACUUAGUAUAAUGGCACACAAGGCAAAAGUUAUGAAUCACCGAACGUUUCGAUUUAACGAGUGCGUCUGCACUCCUUACAAUGCGGAUUUCGAUGGCGAUGAGAUGAAUUUGCAUCUGCCGCAGACUGAAGAAUCAAGGGCUGAAGCCUUAGUUUUAAUGGGGAAUAAAUCAAAUCUUGUGACUCCUCGAAAUGGAGAACUGUUAAUUGCAGCGACCCAGGAUUUUAUUACAGGAGGCUAUUUGCUAACUCAAAAGGACACGUUUUUGAGUAGAACACAGGCUUAUCAAUUAGCCGGUUGCCUCGUAUCUGGCUUCGAUUCGGACAUGGAAGUGGUUCUUCCUAUACCUGCUAUCCUAAAACCUUACAAAUUGUGGACAGGAAAGCAGAUUUUUAGUUUGAUUCUAAAACCGAAUAGGGAUUGUCCGAUCAAGGCGAAUUUGAAAACGAAAGGCAGAGCCUACACUUGUAAUGAGGAAUUAUGUAUUAAUGAUUCUUAUGUAAUCAUUCGGAACUCUGAACUUCUCACAGGAUCGAUGGAUAAAUCCACAUUGGGUUCUGGAUCAAAGCAAAAUAUUUUCUACAUUCUUCUACGCGACUGGGGUGAAGAUGCUGCGACCAUUGCCAUGUGGCGUUUGUCAAGAUUGGCGAGUCUUUUUUUAAUGAACAAAGGCUUCUCAAUAGGAAUUGGUGACGUUUCUCCUGGACAGGGUUUACUUAAAGCUAAACAUGAACUCCUCAAUGCUGGAUAUUCAAAAUGCACGGAGUACAUUCACCAAAUGGAGGAUGGACGCCUACAAUGCCAACCAGGUUGUUCCGAAGAAGAAAGUCUUGAAGCCGUGAUAUUAAAAGAACUUUCCGUAAUUCGAGAUCACGCUGGUAAAGUUUGUUUGAAAGAACUUCAUCCCAGCAACAGUCCUCUUGUCAUGGCUCUCUCAGGUUCCAAAGGAAGUUUCAUCAACAUAUCGCAGAUGAUUGCUUGUGUAGGACAACAAGCCAUAAGUGGAAAACGUGUGCCCGAUGGAUUCGAAGAUCGAGCGCUACCGCAUUUUGAGAAAUUCUCCAAGACUCCAGCAGCGAAAGGAUUCGUGCAGAAUUCCUUUUAUUCAGGUCUCACACCUCCUGAAUUUUUCUUUCACACAAUGGGAGGCAGGGAGGGUCUCGUCGAUACGGCUGUAAAAACUGCAGAGACGGGUUACAUGCAGAGGAGAUUGGUGAAAAGUUUGGAGGAUUUGUGUCUGCAAUACGAUAUGACUGUUCGAAAUUCCGUCGGGGAUAUAGUUCAGUUUUUAUACGGCGCUGAUGGUUUGGAUCCCACUUAUAUGGAAGGUAAAGACUGUCCCGUCGAUUACAAAAGAGUUCUCGACCAUGUGAGGGCGAUGUCACCUCAUAGAGACGAGGAACCUCUCGAACCAAUGAAGAUAAAAAAAGCGGCGGAGGAACUUCUCAAAAAUGAAGAUUAUUCCUGCCUUAGUGACGAGUUUAAGGAUGAACUGAAAGAAUUCAUGACUUCAGUGGCUAAAAAAGUGGGAAAAAGUCGACUCAAUAUGACGACUAAAACACCUGUGAAAAUGGAACUCGAGCGGUUAACUCUUUCGCAAUUAGUCGAGUUUAUUCACACAUGUAAAGAAAAAUACAUGAGAGCAACGGUAGAACCAGGAACGGCUGUCGGGGCUCUUGCAGCUCAAAGUAUUGGAGAACCAGGAACUCAGAUGACUCUCAAGACUUUCCAUUUUGCUGGGGUCGCAUCUAUGAAUAUCACACAGGGAGUUCCCCGUAUUAAGGAAAUUAUAAAUGCGAAUCCGAAAAUUAGCACACCUAUCAUUACAGCAGCUUUGGACAUCGACACGGAUCCAGAAUUUGCGAGGAGAGUCAAGGGAAGAAUAGAGAAAACGACUUUGGGAGAAGUUUCGGAAUAUAUCGAGGAGGUUUAUUUACCAGAUGAUUGUUUCCUGCUGGUAAAACUUGACACUGAUAGAAUUAAUCUAUUGAAGCUCGAGGUCGAUGCUGAGUCCAUUCGAUAUUCAAUUUGCACCUCCAAGUUGAAAAUCAACCCGAAAUUGGUGAAUGUCCAGAGUGAUUCGAUUAUUACAGUGAGUCCAAGUAAGCAGAAACAAAGUCUAAGUUUUGCGUUGACGCAUCUCAAAGAUCAAAUAGGCAGCGUGGUUAUUAAGGGACUCGCCUCAGUCAACAGAGCCGUUAUUCACAAUGAUGAUUCUAGCGGGCAAACAAAAUAUAAAUUGUUCGUAGAAGGUGAUAACAUGCGUGAGGUCAUGGCAACCCAUGGAGUCCUGGGAAAGAAAACAACUUCCAACAAUACUAUCGAAGUGUUCCGAACAUUGGGAAUCGAAGCAGCGAGAGCCACAAUUAUGACUGAAAUUAAAUUAGUGAUGGAGAACCACGGAAUGAGUAUUGAUAGGCGACAUCCUAUGUUGGUUGCAGAUUUGAUGACAAGCAGAGGAGAAGUUCUCGGUAUCACGAGACAAGGUUUAGCAAAAAUGAAGGAAUCGGUUUUGAAUUUAGCCUCGUUUGAAAAAACAGCCGAUCAUUUGUUCGACGCUGCCUAUUAUGGACAAAAAGAUGCCAUUUGCGGAGUCUCGGAAUCGAUAAUUAUGGGUAUCCCUGUCCCGGUCGGAACAGGAAUCUUCAAACUUCUUCACAAAGCUGACAAGGACGAGCCAGCAAAGCGGAACCUGAUAUUCGAUGAUCCACAAUUCCACAAGAAAUCGUUGAAUACUGUAACCUAAUUGUUAAAUGGAAUUUUGAUAGUUCCGAAAUGAUUUGAAAGUUUAUUUAAUAACAAUUUUAUUUGGAUUUAUCA